Messenger RNA from Hypoxylon trugodes, 1148 nucleotides. Its product is annotated as putative short-chain dehydrogenase/reductase. Gene Ontology annotation, cellular component: endoplasmic reticulum; lipid droplet. Gene Ontology annotation, molecular function: triacylglycerol lipase activity; acylglycerone-phosphate reductase (NADP+) activity. Lineage: Eukaryota; Fungi; Ascomycota; Sordariomycetes; Xylariales; Hypoxylaceae. The transcript has a single exon. The record is from RefSeq and is a predicted model, not a curated record. Gene Ontology annotation, biological process: phosphatidic acid biosynthetic process; triglyceride catabolic process. Bases 120 to 1025 code for a protein of 301 amino acids.
GUGACUCCGGCGACGGAGAUAGCCAUUCUUAACGAGGGGACUCGCCCUCAUAAUGCAAGCACGCCCACCCAUACCACCCCGAAGAGUCGUAUCGAUUUAACGCCAUCUCUCCAACGAGAAUGUCAACAAUCAAGAAACCAACAGCCCUCGUAACAGGCUGUACGCCCGGCGGUCUAGGCUUUGAGCUCGUCAAAGCUUUCGAAGCGCGCGGCUUCCACGUCUUCGCCACAGCCCGGAGCCCCGACAAAAUCCUCGCGUCGUCGUCGACAAUCGACACCAAUAUCGAGACCUUUCCUCUCGACGUCGUAUCAAGCGAGUCCAUCGCGAACUGCCUCUCCCACGUGCAGAAGAGGACCGGCGGUAGACUAGAUGUCUUAGUCAACAAUGCGGGCACGUUCAUGAUGGGGCCUCUGGUCCACGCUUCCAUGGAUGAGGCUCGGAAGGUCUACGAUGUGAACGUAUUCGGCAUGCUAGCCGUAUCGCAGGCUUUCACACCAUUGCUAGCGCGGGCCCAGGGGGUCAUUCUUAAUAUUUCGUCUUUAGCUGGCGCGGUGACUAUGGCUUGGCAAGGGAUGUACAAUAGCUCCAAAGCAGCUAUGACGUGCAUUUCCGAGACGCUGCGUCUUGAGUUGGCGCCGGUCGGCGUUCGCGUCGUUACGGCUAUGGUCGGCGAGAUGGCGACGCAGAUAUACAGCCAUGGUGGCGGCGGUGGUGGAGCUGACUACUCUCCUUCCUUGCCCGAAGGAUCGUGGUACAAACCGGUCGAGGAUAUUCUUCGGACGCAGGGUCAGGGCCAAUUCCAGGUGAAUAAUGAGGAUCCUCGCGUGACGGCACGGAAUCUCGUCACCGAUACACUAGGUGGGAAACGGGGUAAGAUAUGGCGUGGAGGAAAUGCCGGCUUCGCUAGCGUAGCGAGUUGGCUAUUACCAGGAAGAGUAUUUGAGAGGAUGUUGCAUAAUGAUCGAGGUAUCUAUAAUGAAAACAUAAAAAAGGAGGCGGCGCAGAACUUACGAUCGGUACGAUGAGUCGACGGCAUUGUAGUUGAUUGAUGGUUGAUAGCAAUAUGAAUGUACGGACCUAGAGACUAUUUAUGAAUAAAGAAGUACGUGGAAAUGUGUUUAUUUAUAUGCUCAUGGCUCUGUGGCGCA